AUGACAACUGACCAUCAGGAUGGAAAACAGGGUCUAGAAAUUAACAUCUUCCCUCAGUUUAAGUGGGAAACCAGAGAGCUAGCACGGAGAACGCCGGUGGCAAGAGAGGAGGAGGCAAGACCUCUCGGCUGUCCGGCCUGGCCUGGGCCCCGGCACAGGGUACGGCAGAACUCCAGUCGCCCGCGGGAACCUGUGUGGUCUGCGGACGCGCGGUUCAGCCAGUCCGGGAGCGCGCGGAGCUUCGAGAUUGGAAACUCGAGCGCAAGAGGAGGGAGCGAGGGAGCUGAGUGGAGCCCGCCAACCUGCGGAGCAGAGCGGAGCACUGCGGAUCCUCCCGGCCAGCACCCGGAGGGUUCUGCAUCAAAAACUGCAACCUCUUCAGGCAGGAAUAUAUCCAAGCCUGACUCCUCCAGUCUGAGGAAAACACCUGGUCCAAAAGCUAAAGUGGGACCUGCUGUUUCCUGUCUGAGGCGAAAUAGUGACAGUAGAAAUCUCAAUUCUGAUCUAACCUUUUCUCCUCAGAGGAUCAGGCGUGUGUCCAGUUCUGGAAAACCUGCAUCCUUGAAAACUGCACAGGCUUCUUGGGUGAAUUUGCCGAGACCGCUUCCUAAAUCCAAAGCAUCUUUGAAAAAUUCUGUGCUCCGGAGGACUGGAAGCACCUCCUCCAUUGCCAGCACCCACAGCGAUCUGAGUGCCUACAGCAAUAACUCUGGCAGUGCCACUGUCAUCAAGCAUGAGGAAAAAACUCCAAAACCAGCGUUUCAAAAUGGUCCAUCAGGAUCCUUAUAUUUGAAGCCUUUGUUACCCAGAGCUCAUGUACACUUACUAAAGACUCCUCCAAAGGGUCCUUCAAGAAAAAAUGUAUUUACAGCUUUUAAUGCAGUUGAAAAGGGCAGGCAGAAGAAUCCCAGAAGCUCAUGCAUUCAAUCCCAGACAUCUCCAGAUGUGCUGUCCCCUGAAAAAACACUCGAAUUGGCUCAGUAUAAAACGAAAUGUGAAAACCAAAGUGGAUUUAUCCUGCAGCUCAAGCAGCUUCUCUCCUGUGGUAAUACCAAGUUGGAAGCAUUAACAGUUGUGAUUCAGCAUCUGCUGUCUGAGCCGGAGGAAGCAGUGAAACAACACAAAACCCUAUCUCAAGAACUUGUUAACCUCCGGGGAGAGCUAGUCACUGCUUCAACCACCUGUGAGAAAUUAGAAAAAGCCCGGAAUGAGUUGCAGAUAGCAUAUGAAGGAUUCGUCCAGAAGCUAAACCAGCAACACCAGACAGAUAUAACGGAGCUAGAGAAUCGGCUUAAAGAAUUUUAUACUGGGGAAUGUGAAAAGCUUCAGAACAUUUAUAUUGAAGAAGCAGAGAAGUAUAAAACUCAAUUGCAAGAGCAGUUUGACAACUUAAAUGCUACCCAUGAAACCUCCAAGUUGGAAAUUGAAGCUAGCCACUUCGAGAAAGUAGAAUUGCUAAAGAAGACAUAUGAAACCUCCCUUUCAGAAAUCAAGAAAAGCCAUGAAAUGGAAAAGAAGUCACUUGAGGAUUUGCUUUAUGAGAAACAAGAAUCACUAGAGAAACAAAUCAAUGAUCUGAAGAGUGAAAACGAUGCUUUAAAUGAAAAGUUGAAAUCAGAAGAACAAAAAAGAAUAUCAAGAGAGAAAUCAAUUUUAAAAAAUCCUCAGAUCAUGUACCUAGAGCAGGAACUAGAAAGCCUGAAAGCUGUGUUAGAGAUCAAGAAUGAGAAACUGCAUCAACAGGACAUCAAGCUCAUGAAAAUGGAGAAACUGGUGGACAACAACACAGCACUGGUUGAUAAACUGAAGCGAUUCCAGCAGGAGAAUGAGGAAUUAAAAGCCCGGAUGGACAAGCACAUGGCAAUUUCAAGGCAACUUUCCAUAGAGCAGGCUGUUCUGCAAGAAUCAUUGGAGAAGGAGUUGAAAGUCAACAAGCGGCUCUCCAUGGAGAACGAGGAGCUGCUGUGGAAGCUGCACAACGGGGACUUGUGCAGCCCCAAGAGAUCCCCCACGUCCUCAGCUAUCCCUAUUCAGUCGCCAAGGAAUUCUGGCUCCUUCCCCAGCCCCAGCGUUUCACCCAGAUGACGCUUUCUGAAAGCCGAGAGACUAUCUGGAAGCAUUUGGAUACAGGUCUGCGGGACUGACCCUAACGAUCCUGGCAGCAGGAGCUACAUUACCUUACGUGUCAUUGUUGCAGUAUAACUGGAAAGUAAUCACCACCAGAAAUGGCUGCUUCUAAGACUGGAACUCGGGAGUCAGACUUUUGACCUAAUCCAAAAGACUCCUCCAAAAAAGAUUUCGGAAUUGAUGAUCUGCGUGGACGCCGUUGCACAACGCACUUAAAGAACGAGAGAAUCUUGUUCAUUGCCUUUUUCACCUAAGCAUAAGGGGAAAAACUCUCAGGGGCCUAUUAUGAUAAAGAUUUAUAACCUUUAUAAUGUCCUUCACCACAGACACCUUUUUGUGAUUUUUAUUUUGGUCUGACUGGGAUGUGUGAAUGAGAUGGAUGUAACAGUGUCCUUUGUCUGAUGUUGCCUUCCUUCGCUGUGUAUUAAAAGUCAAAAGCUGAA
This is a messenger RNA of Choloepus didactylus (southern two-toed sloth), 2570 nucleotides long. Its product is annotated as microtubule-associated tumor suppressor 1 homolog. Gene Ontology annotation, cellular component: cytoplasm; nucleus. Lineage: Eukaryota; Metazoa; Chordata; Mammalia; Pilosa; Megalonychidae. The transcript has 3 exons. Gene Ontology annotation, molecular function: microtubule binding. The coding region runs from base 1 to 2085 and encodes 694 amino acids. The record is from RefSeq and is a predicted model, not a curated record.